Messenger RNA from Amphibalanus amphitrite, 2084 nucleotides. Its product is annotated as trichohyalin-like. The record is from RefSeq and is a predicted model, not a curated record. The transcript has a single exon. NCBI's taxonomy places the organism in Eukaryota, Metazoa, Arthropoda, Thecostraca, Balanomorpha, Balanidae. Bases 321 to 1937 code for a protein of 538 amino acids.
GAAAUAAACCCGCAGUGCUGACAGUACAUCUGAAGAAGAUAGUGGGACCGCUAAAGAAGACAUCUGUGUCGGUAACAAGAGACGAUUGUGAACAAAUAGCCAGGCUCUUCAUUCUUAAAGUGAUUCAAAGCACGAUCAAAGUCUGUAGUCGAACGAUAUCGCAGGACGCAGUGAACUUGUUUAUCCAUUUCUGCUUGGGCGGUUGACUUAUAAAUCGCCGAGGCGAAUGGUUUCAAACCACACAGAGUUCUAUCUGUUGUAGCCUACAGGAGGCAGACAUAUUGUAAACGAGAACAAGACAGUCACUGAAAAGAGCCAAGAUGGCGGUCUUCAGCUCGGGCUACUGCAAGAUCACUGGCCUGUCGAAGGCCAUGCCGGAGUCUCACUUCAUCCCGAUAAUGCCUGCGCUGUCUCAGAGCGAGCAGGCUCAGCUGUUCGGCUGCAAAAUCACCAUGGCGGCACACAUGGACCACCACUACGUACCCGUUAUCGAGUUCGGUAAGGGCAAGGGCCCGGGCGUGGUCGCCUGCAAGAUCACCGGCCACCAGGCCGAGAGUGUGGCUCGAUCGGUGCCGCUGCCUGAGGAGGGCGCUGAGGUGAAACGCGUGCAUCGCUUCAAGAGGGACCUUCGCUACAUGGAGCCAUUUGUUAGUCGACUCGCCAAUGCAGGCGAACGGGCUGCAAUGGAUGAACUGCUGGAGAAAAUGCGCACCACCACGCAGCUGGACCCGGCGCAGUACUUUGUGUACUCACUUCACGACCGGCGCACGGGUAAGACUGGCAUGGUUCUGUCGUACGAGUAUGAAGAAGCGAUCCGUUCAGGAGCGAUUGAGAGCAUCCUUCUCUCCGGCGACAGCAACAGCCUGGUCGUGCGUAUCAAAGAUGGCCCGAUGUGUACUAUUCCCAUGGAUAAAGUUGGCAAGAUGCAAAUUGAGCGUCUGUCGGAGGAUGAGAUGCUCUUCGACGGACGCGGUCCUGACCGUGAAAUUAUUGAACAGCAGCGACGUGAAAAAGCAGCGAGGGAGAAGGAAGACAGAGAACAGAUGGCGGAAUACCUUGCGGAGAUGGAGCGAAAACGGAAGGAGCGCGAUCUUCGCAAAAAGGAAAAGAUGAAAGAAACAAUGAAGCGGAAGAUGGCAGAAGCGGAGGAGGCCGAAAAACGUCAAAAGGCGAUGGAUGAAGAGAUCAAAAGACAGUACGAAGACGCUGCACGUAUUCGUGCAGAGGCUGAAGCAGCAAAGGCGGCUGCUCGGGAAGCGAUGCUCGAAAAACGAGCUCAAAAGGACGCGGAAGCCCGCGCCCGGCGCGCCGAGGAACUGGCCGAGCAGGCGCGGCUGGCCGAGGAGCAGCUGCAGCGCGAGGAGGCCGAAAGGCAGGCGCAGGAGGAGGCGCGCCUGGCGCAGGAGGCCGCCGCCGCUGAGGCGCUGGCCGCUGUCGACCCGCACGACAUGUCCGUCAACGAGCUGCUCGAGCACAUGCGCGAGAGGACAGAGGAUGAGGCACUUUUGCGAGACAUGGAAGAGGCGGCCAGCAUCGGCAUGUCAUCAAAACAGCUCGCGGAUAUGGUUAUCACUUCCACCAUCGAGGCCAUCGAGGAGGAGUUCGCUGAACCAGAGGAAGAAGAUGAGGAGGAGGAAGAGGAGGAAUCUGAAGAUGAAGAGGACGGUAUUGAAGAUUUAGAAGUAGGAAAACCAAGAGAUGACCAAGUGGAUGCACAAACUGAAGGCAUGACAGAAGAAGAGAGAAGAAAGGCCGAAGAAGAAAGAAAGAUAGAAGAGGAGAUGCUCCGACAGCUUCGCGAGGAACAGCUUGAAAUGAAGCGCAAGGAAAGAGAAGCCAAGAGACUGGAGAGACAGCGUAAGCGUGAGGAGCUAGAACGCAAGGAAGAAGAAAAGCGACUCAAGAAGGAGGCCCGUGAAAGAAGAAGAGGGAGAUGAUGGAGCGGAUGGCGGCCAUUCACAAAGCAGACGCCGCCGAGGAGGCGGAGCGCAUGAAGAAGCCAGAGAAGCGGGAAAUCAAGCCUCGAGAGCUACUGCGUCGGAAACAAAGACCAGCGGAUCUCCAGAUUCCGCCAGCGGAGGCGC